Molecule: messenger RNA, 3540 nt
Organism: Ipomoea nil (Japanese morning glory)
Lineage: Eukaryota; Viridiplantae; Streptophyta; Magnoliopsida; Solanales; Convolvulaceae
Exons: 8
Coding region: 1-3369 (1122 amino acids)
Biological process (GO): signal transduction; protein phosphorylation
Cellular component (GO): cytoplasm
Molecular function (GO): ATP binding; protein kinase activity; protein binding
Source: RefSeq, a predicted model, not a curated record
AUGACCAGUGAGUCAUCUGGUUCUUUAUCUGAAUUCAUUCAUGAUGGUGCCCAAGAUGACAUAAAUUAUAGGGAUAAAUAUGUACAUAAUGUUUCUGUAGAGACGGGUGAAGUAUUUUCUGCAGAGUUUACACCCAGAAAUGUAGCCACCAUGAGAGGUGCAGAAAAGAACCAAGUGAGGGGGGAUGGUUUUACCAUUUCUCAAAACGAUCUUGUAUAUGAGGAGCUCAAUGGUCUACUUGGAAUUCAAAGAGGUUCCGAGAGUGGUAUGGAGUUCUCAGAGUUUUCUCCUAACAAUGGAUAUGCGUUAAGAGGCAAUUACAGAGCUUAUUUGGAUAGCACGAGUAGCUAUGCAAUGGAAAUUCCCGGGAAAGGACAACAUCGAGCAAGGUUCGCAGACGAAAGCAAUGGUGAUAGAUCUACAUCGGGGUCGCCUCUUCAUGCAUCAAAAUCCCUACAUUCGUUUUACCCCUACAACCAUAGUCCAGAAGUUUCGUACAAUUCUUUCCCCGGAAGAAUGAAAUUUAUCUGCAGCUUUGGAGGAAGAAUUCUGCCCAGGCCAAAUGAUCGUAGGCUUAGGUAUGUGGGCGGGGAGACUAAAAUGAUAUCAAUUAGGAAAGACGUAACUUAUAAUGAACUAAUGAAGAAGACUACAGCCAUUUGUAAUCAUCCUCACACGAUAAAAUACCAGCUGCCUGGCGAAGAUCUUGAUGCACUUAUAUCCGUGACUUCUGAUGAGGAUCUCCAUAACAUGAUCGAGGAAUAUCAUGAUUUGGAAAAAAGUUCACUACGGCUACGGCUAUUUCUCGUGCCUUCCUCCGAUGCCGAGAGUCUUUGUUCGUAUGAACCAAUGAGCUUACAGCAGACCGAUGCUGACUAUCAGUAUGUUGUCGCAGUUAAUGGUAUGCGGGAGCCAGGUCUGCAAAGGAACUCGAGCCGAGAGAACUUGGCAAACCAAAGGGAUAAUCCCGGUUCGUUCCAUCCAUUUGAGAUGCGGAAAAGAACCAAUGCAAUGAACAUAUUAGUCCCUCAAAAGCCCACUGCUCAUUGGUUUAACGCAUCUCAGACCCCUCCCAAAUCGUACAUGCAAUCUCCUCCUUUGUCUCCACCACCAGGUCAGUUUCUAGAUGUGGGAUAUAAUAAUUUUGCGUCUCCUGAUGGCCAUGAAUUCUAUAGCCCAAAACCAGCAUAUUGCUAUAAUAGUCCAUUGAGUUAUUACCAAAAAGAAAACACUCAUUUGUUGGAACCAAACAAGGCUCCUGAGCCCUUUUCUCAAAAUCGUAAAUUUAAACGUUGUAUGACUUUUCAACCUUCUCAUCAGAACGAUUUGGACUCCCAAAUGUCUGUGUCAAAAGAUAUACCACUGCAUUCCGAAAGGCUAAUACCUUCUCGGGACAUUAACUUGCUCCCUAGAGUAGAUUUUCAAGCUAAACCCGGUUAUGGAAUGCAUCAUGCAAUAUCCGAUCCACAACUGCUAUGUGAAGAGAGAUAUAAUGUCUCUUCAAACUUUAGUGGAGAGAACUCUCCCUCACUUGAAAUAUUUAGUUCUUCACCGGAAAGGUCAAUGCACUGGCAAGAGCUGAGAGAGCAGAAACAGUUUAUGAGUAAGAAUGAGCAUCAGAAAAAUCUUAAAGAACCAGAGAUUAACAAAGAAUAUGCAGAAUGGGGUCCAAAUUCAAUAAAUUGGAUAAAGCAGAAGAAUGCUUAUUCACCUAAGGAAGGAUCUUAUUUUGGAAUUAAGGAUAUCUGCACGCCAAAAGCUUAUGGAGGCAGGAACUCUUCUAAACCACGUGUUUCUCCCAGUAAUUCAACAACCGGUUGCAGAGAGAACUGCAAUGAUCCUAAUACUUGUCGGGAAACAACUUCAAAGCCACAAGUCAGUGAAAACAGAACUUUUGCUCCACCGCCUAUUAUACCUGAUUACUCCACAAACAACUGUAGGGAGAAGCAUGCUGCAUCUGGAACGACAAAAAACACUGAGGAUGGUUUCUGCUUAUCACAUGAACUGCAACCUGCUUAUCACAAGAACUCCGCAGAUAGAUCUGGCUUCUUUUUAGACUCGAACGAUCCCCGUAUUAGUGACAUAUCAUUUCCAAAUUCAGCUUCAGGUGCUGCUUUUGCACAAAAUGUUGGUAUCCAUGGGAAUAUAUCCAAUGGUAAACUGAAAGAGGAAAACUGUGAUAGAGUUUCUAACCAAAAACAUGAUUCUGGGGAUGAAGAAUUUUUUGAAUUUCAACUCUCAGAUAUUUCUCAUCACUGUAGAGUCCCGGAACAGAGGAUUCUUGGGGAAGAUAAUGCCAAUAACACACCUCCUGAUGCUCCCUUAUCUCCAGCUGUUGUACCACGUGUACAAGACGAACCCAGUGACGGGCUUCCACCCCUUGGAGAAAACAGAGAAUCUGAGAGUGUUCCCACCAAACCUGCUGAUAAGGAUGACAAAGUUGAUGGUGAUGGUGAGGGCUUAUCUAUCAGUACAAAUAUUGAAAUGGAGGCAGGGAUAUAUGGUUUUCAGAUUAUAAGAAAUAGUGAUCUUGGAGAACUGCGUGAGUUGGGUUCCGGUACAUUUGGAACUGUAUAUCAUGGAAAGUGGAGGGGAACAGAUGUUGCUAUCAAGAUGAUAAAAAAGAGCUGUUUUGCUGGCAGAUCAUCUGAUCAAGAGCAGUUGACUAAAGAUUUCUGGAGAGAGGCUCAGAUUCUUUCCAAACUUCACCAUCCAAAUGUAGUAGCAUUCUAUGGGGUGGUUCCUGAUGGACCUGGAGGAACAAUGGCUACAGUUACUGAAUACAUGGCUAAUGGGUCACUGAGACAUGUUCUUGUGAGGAAGGAUAGAAUUCUUGACAAGCGCAAAAAGCUUAUGAUUGCAUUAGAUGCUGCUUGUGGCAUGGAGUACUUGCAUACGAAAAGUAUUGUUCAUUUUGAUUUGAAAUGUGAGAACUUACUUGUCAAUUUGGGAGAUCCUCAACGACCGGUAUGCAAGGUUGGUGAUUUUGGACUGUCAAGAAUAAAACGGAACACUCUUGUUUCGGGUGGUGUUCGAGGAACACUUCCAUGGAUGGCGCCCGAGCUAUUAAAUGGAAACAGCAGUCGCGUUUCUGAAAAAGUUGAUGUUUUCUCGUUUGGCAUAGCAAUGUGGGAGCUCUUGACAGGAGAGGAACCAUAUGCAAAUAUGCACUGUGGUGCCAUCAUAGGUGGCAUCGUAAAUAACACUCUUAGGCCUCCCAUCCCUCAACAUUGUGGUUCCGAGUGGAGAAAGUUGAUGGAAGAUUGCUGGUCAUCUGAUCCAGCGGCAAGGCCAUCGUUUACUGAAAUAACAGACCGAUUGCGUACCAUGUCUGCAGCUCUCCAACGAAAGACAAGAGCGAGGAAAUGAGAUUAUACGUUAAACGUAAGUCUUAAGAACAAACUCGAGCAGAGAAAUUAUACAUGCCCAUACACUCUCUAAUCUCUAUUAAACAAGUUAACAAGCUACAUUCAUAAAUGUAAAUAUUGUAAAGUAUUAAGUUCUGUACAUUGAAGAUAUGAAUGAGAUACCAGAUAGUUU